Molecule: messenger RNA, 576 nt
Organism: Gastrolobium bilobum
Lineage: Eukaryota; Viridiplantae; Streptophyta; Magnoliopsida; Fabales; Fabaceae
Exons: 1
Coding region: 1-576 (191 amino acids)
Source: RefSeq, a predicted model, not a curated record
AUGACCCCAUAUGAAGCUGUAUAUGGCAAGCCUCCUACACUGAUUCCUCAUUAUCCACGGCGACUGUUGAAGGUAGAAGCUGUAGACUCCAUUUUGAUUCAACGAAAUGAAGUCUUGUCAUGUUUGAAAGCUCAUUUACAGAGAGCUCGCAAUCGAAUGAAGGUCCAGGCAGACAAAAAUAGUCGAGACCGCACGUUCAAUGUGGGGGACUUAGUCUGGCUGUGUUUACAACCUUAUAGACAGGUUUUUGUCUUCCAUAGAGCAAAUCAUAAGUUGGCUGCUAGGUUCUUUGGACCUUUUCCAAUUGAACAAAAGUUAAGUGAUGUUGCCUACAAGCUGGAAUUACCACCUGGUAGUCAAAUACAUCCCACUUUUCAUGUUUCAUUAUUGAAGCCUUUUGUCCAUUCAGAAAGUUCUGCAGCAGCAACUAUACCUCUUCCAUUGGUGGCCAUUGAGAAUAGGCCAUUACAAGAAACGCUCGCAGUGGUAGCCAAGCGCUUGACUCAAUCCACUGGAGAGCCCCAUUACCAAUUUUUGGUCCAAUGGACUCAUUCCGUGCUUGAAGAUUCUACUUAA